Molecule: messenger RNA, 4056 nt
Organism: Aspergillus wentii DTO 134E9
Lineage: Eukaryota; Fungi; Ascomycota; Eurotiomycetes; Eurotiales; Aspergillaceae
Exons: 4
Coding region: 50-3877 (1275 amino acids)
Cellular component (GO): exosome (RNase complex); nucleus
Source: RefSeq, a predicted model, not a curated record
AAUUUCCCCCACGCUGAUAUCCAGUGCCCGUCCGUGUACUUUUUAAAACAUGUCUAAUUAUCCCCCUACGCCUUCCUUCGAGGCAGCGUCCAACUACACGCAACCAUGGCCUCCUUCCCAAUCAUCUACAAUGCCAUCACUACUUCCGCCUAAUUUUCCUUUGCCUGCUGAUUUUGCCGCAUCCACAUCCCAUCAACCACAAGAUAACGCUGGACAUGGACAACCGUUUGAGUAUGAUAUGAGUGCAUUUCAAGCAAACUCUCGUAUCCCUGGCCUGGGAGGACUCGGUGGUGCUGGACAGCUACCGCCGCCGCCAUUUCCCUUCAUGCCCGCGAUGAAUGGUUCACAAUUUCCUCCGCCUCCAUUUCCCCCGAUUCAAAUGCCACCUUUGAGGUACCCACCGAUCCCUCUGCCAAGUGCUCCGAUCAACAUGCCGCAAAAUGGAUCCGCGAUGAACGAUGCCCCUCACACGAACACUGCGGUUGUGAAUGGGUUAGAUUUCCACGCUGCAAGCUCACAAAGUUCGAGAUUGGAUGGUGAUCGAGAGGAGGGUGAGCUAACGGAUAUGGAGGGUGGGAAAUCAGCAAAAUCGAAAAGUGAGAUGAAGUAUUCAAGACGGACCAACCAGAAGCAGGCAGCUUCAACACGUUCGUCCCAACGUGGUAAAGGUUCGCACGCGUCCAGGGCUUCCCACGGACAGAACACUUCCGAAAUGGAUUUGGACAUGCCACGGACAAAUACACAAAACUCGGUGAAGCCUGCUGCAAAGGCGUCCGGUAAAGCAAGCUCGGAUCUGGAAGAGGGCGAGGCUUCAUCAUCUGAAUCUAGCUCCUCAUCUAGAGCUAGUGGAUCCCCUUACAACCCUCCCAUGUCUAUUUCUGCCAAUUCACUUGCCCCUCAUGAACAACCAGGAGCACAGCGCGACGCGUCGAUACCGCCUCUCGAACAAGCCCCGCAGGAGCAGGCCCUGUCACAUUCACAUGAAUCCCACGAGAUCCCCGCUGUUAAAUCUCUUGCACAAUUACGAGUUCAAGCCCAAGGUGCCCUCCUCAGCCUAGCGCCGCACAACAUUCGAUAUUCGGAGCUGGUGGGCGAAGGUAUUAACCCAGCCGUGCUGAAACAACUAUAUGAGGAAGUUGGAAUCAAAGUGGCCACUCCACAACGCGAGCCAUCCCCAGAAGGCCCACCUCCCAAAUCAGCCGUCGUGCCGGAGGGUUUGUCUGGGUUGGAGCAUGAUCAACAAAACCCAUUAACCGCCAUACCGGAACCUGUAGGACAAAGGGCGCGGGCAGAAAUUCCAGGGCAUGCAAAGCAAGAGGCACAGCAGUCCAGGGUGAUAGAAACCAACGCCGUCGCCGUUCCAUCUACUACUCAACCAGACACGACCAAGCCUAUGGAAAGAAAGGAAGUGAUUGCACGUAUGCUGGCCGCUAAAGCUGCGAAAGCUUCUGGGUCCUCCGCUUCCCCUCAAACCGAUACUCCAAAACCACCGUCUGCCGCCCCUGCUGAAAUUCAGAACAUGGACAAACCAGCCUCGACUACUCCGAGCGAUGCAUCUGCAAAAGAGAAGGAAGCUCCCGCUCGAGAAAAAAACAAAGCCCAAACAGAGUUGGCAAGACAGCGGAUAGAACAGCUGAAAAAACAGGGGUUGAUGAGGGCCCAGCAACGGUCACAACCGGAUUCGUUUGCUCAAGAAAAGCCGCAGCCCGGCAUCGAAAUCAGUGAAGUUUCAGCGCCACCACCCGCUGAGCCUCUGGCAAUUCAGCAUCCCCUGCCUGAGCGCCCCCCUGAACCUGAGUCCGGUACCCCUGCCCGUAUACCAGGGCUUUUCAUGACGGAAUCAGAACCCAGCCCGCCUCGUGACUCUUUCGUUACACCUGCUCAAGGUAUUUCUCUCGAUUCGACGCCACAACCUCGAGCUUCCCAGCGUAAGCGUCCGAGGGCAUCUGAUUUUGAUGAGCCUGUCAAUGUGCCCACAUGGCCUUUUAGUCAGGGGGCGGAACCGCCUGUCCCAGAGGAUAAGCUCAUUAUAGAUAUCAGUGACGAUGAUGAGUUUUACGGCGAUGAUGAGAACGACGUCAUGGACAUGGACACAUCAGCGGAUCAAACCCCCCAAGAAUCAAGCCUGUCAGGGUUUGCUCGGGAGUUUAUCCCUCAGAAUCCGAUGAACCACCUCCUUUCUAAAUCCUCAACACCUCAAUAUUUAAGAAAUAGCGAACAGGAGGACCUUCGAAAGAAGGAGCUGGAAAUACAGCAAAUGCGGCGACAAAUUGCCGAGAUGGAGCAGCGGAAAAAAGCAAAGCUGACUGCAAGUGGCACGCAGUCGCCCUGUGUUUUGAAUUCUUCGGGCUCAUCACUGGCUGAGAAUUCAGUCGGGCCUGAUGUUGCAAUCACCAAUGGUGCAAUUGUGGGUCCUACAACUGCAGCUGAUUCUGAGGCUGAUAAUACGACUGCCGCCCCCAACAUUGUGCCAGCGAAUCAUGUCGCUCCGGCAAAUAAUAGAGAUGUCUCGACGGGCGUGUCUCAUCAACCGCUUGCUUCUCUAGAUGCUUCCCAGCUGCAGGAAAUACGAAUGAAGAUCUUGCGCAAGAAUGAGAUCCAAGCUGGCCUUCCCUCUCUGGAUGCUGAGAUAAGGAAAUCCCAGGCGAAGCUUGCCGAAUUCAAGCAAGAGGAAGGUAUCAUUUUACUUGAAAUUGCAAGGGGCCAAGAAGGUCGUCGGCAGCUUGUGGAAGAAUUGGAAAAUCUUGGUUACGAGAUCAAUGGCGUGUCUCUUGAAGAGCUCGACGCGGCUCAGCAUCAAUCAGAGAUCGCCGAUCCACAGCCCAUCUCAGAUGAAGCUACGACUAUUCCACCGCCUUCAUCCGUUCACAACCACAUAACACCGCAUGUUUCUGCGUUUCCGUCAAUAAGCCAGGAUGAAUCUGAUCCCAUUCAAGAUGCCGUUCCCGCUGGUUAUGCGCCUGAAGAUACAGUUGAACUUCCCUCGAGCCAGUCUCGCAAUGCCGACACAGGCGACGUCGAAUACGAAAAAGAACCAUCGCCUAGUUCGCUAUCUGAGUCCACCGGGUCGGCAAUGGACGAGUCUGAUGAUAGUUCUAGUGCCGAUUCCACCUCCGUUGCCCACGCGUCGAGGGAGAGUCCCGAACUAGCAGAACUCAGUGCGCCUGAACCCCUUGAACACUCUCAAGAAGCUGAUCAAGAGGAAGAGAAUGGUUCGGGCUCUGUGGACGGCUCCCAUUCCCUACCUGCGCGUCCACGGUUCCCAAAUGCUGAUUCUCAGGAUGAACUCCCCGAAUCCGACAGCCAAGCCGAACAAAUUCAACACACGUCCUCUCGUGAAUCUUCUCUUGAUUCGGAGGCGUAUGAACCACCCGAGCCCGAGCCUAAUCCCGGCUCACCGGAAUCCGUUGAAUCGAUUUAUACGCCCCCUUUGAGUCUAGCUUCUCCUGGUCCCGUAGAACACACUGAGGCUUCCAGGCCUCCAUUAGACCAGUUGCAAGCUGAUGAGCCGCUAACGGGAAAGGUCCAGGGAUUGGAAACUGGGUCGCAGAAUCAUGUUCAGCACGAGCGGCAACCAGAAGCGCCCGAGCGCAAAUUUACACCAUAUUCUAGCCCACUCAAAUACUUCAAGGCCUAUCGCUACCAUCCCGCCUACACUGAUGACGUUUCGGACGGCUAUCGUUCUCUAACAUAUAGCCACAACAUUGAUCCUAUGAAGUAUCUUUGUCCGUUUGAGGCUGCAGGUGGCGUCUGCAAUGACCGGUCCUGUGAAUUCCAACAUUUCCGUGACAUGACUCUUAGCGGUGCGUCGACCGACUUGAAACCAUCAACACCUUCAUCUGAUCCAUAUCUGUCCCCCAUUCGCAUGUCCCUCUGAUGCUUUAACCCACUCCAUCUGUUUACCCCCCUGCUCGACCUCACCCAGCAUAGUUCAAUUUACAUUGUAUGAAUGCUGACACGCAGUGUUAUUAACGUCUGCAGAUGACAAAAUUCUGGUCCAGAUGGGAUCCCUCCGAGAAGGCAAGAGCCCAGAAGAGAAGGACCACUAUAUUGCCG